GGAAACGCUCCGCUUGUGUGUGUGUAUGUGUGUGUGUGUGUAUGUGUGUGUGUGUGUGUGUGUGUGUGUGUGUAUGUGUGUGUGUGUGUGCGUGUGUGUGUGGUUGUUUUUUUUCGUUCCCAAUUUAUUGUUUUUUUAGGUUUUUAAUUCUUAAUUCUGGAACGAGGUCUGUGUGGAACUCGAUGGUUUAUUGGAGUGCUAAACAUGCAUUGGAGUUCAGGCUUGGAGGCUUUGGUUCACGACAAGACGACUCCGAGCACCGCAAGGGAUGGCAGUGAGGCGACCGCUCACCUGGAGUAUUUCAUCCCACGGGGCUGACGGGGAAACCGGGGCGAUUCUCACCGGAGAUUCGGGGCUCCGGGACUUCCGACACUCCGCUGUGUGUGUGAAGCUUCCCCCAGGGCCUGCCUGAAAAGAAAGCAGCACCCCCUCCGCCCUGCCCCUGACGUUCAAACUUCCACCUAUGUGGGAACACCUCACAACAUGAUCCCGUCCCUUUUCGCCAGAAUCUGGUCGCAGUAACCAUGUCGUGAAGUCGGCGGGCUCACCAUCCCGAGGAGAAUCGCUUCCUAUCCACAGCUACCGGGGAUGUGGAGGGGAACGUAACUUCUGAGAGGAGGCGGACUAACCUCGGCUCGGUCAACGCGACAUCAAACACCCGGGUCUUGCAGGGCACGUUGAUGCAGUUUGUCAAAGCUAAGAGGUCAGUGAGGGAGCAGAGUGAUGGUCAUCCUCCUUUACACCAUGGUCAUUUUGUAUCUUGGCAACAUCCAGGCUGCUCCCCUACAAUCAAACAGCGGCUCCCAAGACCGUGGCUCUGACUGGGCCAGACAGGGGCUGCCGGCCCUGCUGACGGACGGUGAGCUGGACGAAGAGGUGACCGGGGAGAGCCCACCAGACGAGGCGAUGCUGGACGUGCAAGGUCUUGACUCCGAGGUCUCGGGCAGGGAGUGGGAUCUCUACUCCCCGAGGGUUAUCCUGGCCAGCAGACCCCCCGGUGACCCGCCCUUGCUUUUUAUCAUGGAGGAAUCGCUGAGCCAGACGGAGAUGGCCAACAGGACUUCACGGGUGAAGAGGCAGUCCCCGAGCGUGGGUGUGGACCCUUCCCGCCGGGGCGACCUCUCCGUCUGCGACAGCAGCAGCGAGUGGGUGACCAGCCGGAGGGUAGCAGUGGAUGUCCUGGGCAAGACGGUGACCAUCCUGACCGAGGUGCCCACCUCCACCGGCCCCCUGAAGCAGUACUUCUACGAGACCAAGUGUAACACUCGCUCCUCCACCGCGCAGGGCGGGUGCAGGGGCGUCGACAAGAGGCACUGGAUAUCCGAGUGCAAGACCAAACAGUCGUACGUGCGAGCCCUGACCAUGGACGCCCAAAAGCGGAUGGGGUGGCGGUGGAUACGGAUAGACACUUCCUGUGUUUGCACACUGAUCAACCGGACAGGGAGACUGUGACCCUUCUCCUUCCCUGGGCCCAAUUCCAAAACCACCCCCUCCUUUCUAUUUGAUGUUAUCUAUAUUGUUGUAAAUAUAUAAAAUAUAUAAAUUAUUUCACUAAGUUUUAUGGAUUGCAUGUAAAAAGUUAUGUUUAUACUUUGAACUGUUGUAUUUAUUCCUGAAUUUACAUAUUGGUACUGUUUGUAUUAACUUAUUG
Molecule: messenger RNA, 1651 nt
Organism: Mobula hypostoma (lesser devil ray)
Lineage: Eukaryota; Metazoa; Chordata; Chondrichthyes; Myliobatiformes; Myliobatidae
Product: neurotrophin-4-like
Exons: 3
Coding region: 724-1452 (242 amino acids)
Biological process (GO): nerve growth factor signaling pathway; neuron projection morphogenesis; cell surface receptor protein tyrosine kinase signaling pathway
Cellular component (GO): dendrite; axon; synaptic vesicle
Molecular function (GO): growth factor activity; nerve growth factor receptor binding
Source: RefSeq, a predicted model, not a curated record